AUGCAUGGCAUGGAGUCCUUGAGUGCUCCUCCCCAGGGCACACUAACGAAAUCUGAAUCCCAGCCAGAUCUUCCUUCAGAGAGCCCCUCAGGUGACGAUAACCCCAAGUUACAUAUGCGCAAAAGGAAGCAGCCUGACCACGAUUAUGGCAUAAAACAAGAGAUUCAAAAUUUACGGAAGGAUAUUAUGGCUCAACUUACGUCCUCCAGUGCCGAUCUGAAAGAAGAAAUUAGGUCGGUACUCUCUAAAACUCAAGUCUUGAUCAACGAGCAAGCGCACAUGAAGGUGGAGUUAACCGAUCUCAAAACUAGGGUUUCAUCCGUCGAAGAUAAAAGUGCGACACUCUCCACCCUACAAAAUGAUCUCACUGCGGCGAAUGAAAAAAUUGAAAACUUGAUCACCGAAAAUAACAAUAAUAAACAGUUCUCCAUGCUAAAUAAUGUCGAGAUUUCGGGGAUCCCGUUACAAAAGGGAGAAAAUUUAAAUAGCAUUUUAUGUAGCAUUUGUAAUCUGGUGGGAUAUAAAAUGUUAGAGAGCGACGUAGACACAAUAUAUCGAGUUCGCCGCUUUGUUUCGGAUCCACAAAACAGCAUUACGAGUGCCCGUCCGCCGGCUAUUAUCGUGCGUUUCACCCAGCGACGGCGUAAGGAUGAGUUGCUAGGCGCCGUUCGCGCGCGCCGUGGACUCACCACCGCCGACAUCAGCCUUCCGGGACCGGCAACGGCUGUUUACAUUGGAGAUCAUCUAACGCCAGCGAAUAAAUUGCUACUCAAACGUGCCAGACAGCUUAAGGUUGAGCUAAAUUAUUCAUUCGUCUGGACUAGGGAUUGUAAAAUAUUUAUGCGGAAAACUGAUACCAGUAAAGUUAUACAAAUACGUAAUAUUCAUAAUUUGGAAAACUUAAAAUGA
Messenger RNA from Cydia pomonella (codling moth), 909 nucleotides. RefSeq lists its product as uncharacterized. The transcript has a single exon. NCBI's taxonomy places the organism in Eukaryota, Metazoa, Arthropoda, Insecta, Lepidoptera, Tortricidae. The coding region runs from base 1 to 909 and encodes 302 amino acids. The record is from RefSeq and is a predicted model, not a curated record.